Gadus morhua (Atlantic cod) is the source of this 7252-nucleotide messenger RNA. RefSeq names its product CF transmembrane conductance regulator (gene cftr). The transcript has 27 exons. The record is from RefSeq and is a predicted model, not a curated record. Gene Ontology annotation, biological process: bicarbonate transport; chloride transmembrane transport. NCBI's taxonomy places the organism in Eukaryota, Metazoa, Chordata, Actinopteri, Gadiformes, Gadidae. Gene Ontology annotation, molecular function: ABC-type transporter activity; ATP hydrolysis activity; ATP binding. Gene Ontology annotation, cellular component: apical plasma membrane; plasma membrane; cytosol. Bases 408 to 4937 code for a protein of 1509 amino acids.
CUAGCCCAUAAAGGAUUGUCUCGCGGGCCACUGAGCUGCUCUCACUGUCUGUCGCGCCGAAGGUGAGGACAGACAGCACACAACUGGAUGAAAAUAUAUCGCAUACAAAAUACAGAAAAUACAUCACAGCCAAAGCAACGCAAGCGGCAAAGAUAGUAGUAAAAAAAGAAAAAAAAGUAUUCAAGGCUAGCGGAUGAGGUGUGGACCGAGGAUAAACAUCGCCUGGUUGGCGGGCAGAUAGUACCUUAACAGCGCUGAUUUCACUGUUAACAUCACUCUCUGACCGAAGGCUCGCGGAAGGGGAGAAACACAACAUUUACGCUCUCACUGUUAAGGAGUGCGCGAGGACCACCAAAUGUGAGCGACACGUACAGGUGCAGUGAAAUCAAACUGGAGGCGCGUUUAGGAUGCAGAAGUCACCUGUGGAAGAUGCUAACUUUCUCUCCAAAUUCUUCUUCUGUUGGACAUCUCCACUCCUGAGGAAAGGCUUCCGGAAAAAGCUCGAGCUGACGGACGUCUUCAAGGCACCGUCCUAUGAUCUCGCGGAUAAUCUAUCAGAGCGACUUGAAAGAGAAUGGGACCGAGAGGUGGCGACGGCCAAGAGCAAGCCCAGGAUGAUGCGGGCAUUGGCGCGAUGCUUCAUCGGCCCCUUCAUCUUCUUCGGCAUCCUCCUCUACCUCGGGGAGGCUUCCAAGACGGUGCAGCCGCAGCUCCUGGGCCGGAUCAUCGCCUCCUUUGACCCCUUCCACGCCCCGGAGCGCUCCCAGGGGUACUUCCUGGCGCUGGGCCUCUGCCUGCUCUUCACGGCGCGCUUCCUCCUGCUGCAGCCCGCCAUCUUCGGCCUGCACCACCUGGGCAUGCAGAUCCGCGUCGCCCUCUUCAGCCUGAUAUAUAAGAAGACUCUGAAGCUGUCCAGUCGCGUCCUGGAUAAGAUCAGCACAGGCCAGCUGGUUAGUCUGAUGUCAGCUCAUCUCAACAAGCUGGAUGAGAGCCUCGGCCUGGCCCACUUCGUGUGGAUCACCCCGCUGCAGUGCAUCCUGUGCGUGGGUCUGAUCUGGGAGCUCAUCGAGGUGAAUGGAUUCUGUGCCCUGGCAGCUCUCACCUUGCUGGGCAUCGUCCAGGCCUGGCUCUCCCAGAAGAUGGGCCCGCACAGGGCGAAGCGGGCAGGGAUGAUCAGCCGCAGACUCGCUCUGACAUCGGAGAUCAUUGAGAACAUCCACUCUGUGAAGGCCUACGGCUGGGAGGACGUCAUGGAGAGCAUCAUCAAGAACAUCAGACAGGAGGAGAUGACCCUGACCAGGAAGAUCGGCUCGCUGCGCUACUUCUACAGCGCCUCCUACUUCUUCUCCGCCAUCCUGGUCAUCGUGUCGGCCAUCGUUCCGCACGCGCUCAGCAACGGCAUCAUCCUGAGGCGCAUCUUCACCACGGCGUCCUACUGCAUGGUGCUGCGCAUGACGCUCACGCGCCAGCUGCCCGGCUCCAUCCAGAUGUGGUACGACACCCUGGCCCUGGUCGCCAAGAUCGAGGACUUCCUGCUAAAGGAGGAACACCGGGCACUGGAGUACAACCUGACCACCACAGAGCUGGAGCUCGACAACGUCUCUGCAUCCUGGGACGAGGGCAUCGGGGAACUGUUUGAGAAGAUCAAGCAGGAGAACAAGGCCAGCGGGCCCCCCAACGGGGACGCGGGUCUCUUCUUCACCAACCUGUACGUCACGCCGGUGCUGAAGAACAUCAGCCUGUACCUGGAGAAGGGCCAGAUGCUGGCGGUGGCCGGCUCUACUGGAUCAGGGAAGAGCUCUCUGCUCAUGAUGAUCCUGGGAGAGCUGGUUCCGUCGGAAGGGAAGAUCCGACACAGCGGGCGGAUCUCCUUCUGCCCCCAGACAUCCUGGAUCAUGCCCGGAACCAUCCGUGACAACAUCUUGUUUGGCCUGACCUAUGACGAGCUCCGAUACACCUCCAUCAUCAAGGCCUGUCAGCUGGAGGAGGACUUUGCGCUGCUCCCUGAGAAGGACAAGUCCCCGGUGGUGGAGGGCGGUGUCACACUUAGCGGGGGCCAAAGGGCCCGCAUCGGCCUGGCCAGAGCCCUGUAUAAAGACGCAGACCUUUACCUCCUUGACUCUCCUUUCACCCACCUGGACAUCGUGACGGAGAAAGAGAUCUUUGAAAAGUGCCUGUGCAGACUGAUGGCCUCCAAGACCCGGGUGGUGGUCACCAGCAAGCUGGAGCACCUCAAGCGCGCCGACAAGAUCCUCCUGCUCCACAACGGCGUGUGCUACUUCUACGGCACCUUCUCGGAGCUGCAGGCCCAGCGGCCCGACUUCAGCUCCCUGCUGCUCGGCCUGCAGGCCUACGACAAGAUGACCGCCGAGCGGCGCAGCUCCGUCCUGACGGAGACGCUGCGCCGCGUGUCCGUGGACGAGACGGCCGCCUUCCGCUCCCCCGACCCGCUGCGCCAGGCCUCCUUCCGCCAGCCCGGCCCCCCCCCGUCCGUGAUCGGCGACACCCACCACCCGGAGAAGCGCAAGCAGUCGCUCAUCCUCAACCCCCUGGCGGCCGCGCGCAAGUUCUCCUUCAUCGGGGGCUCCCAGGGGCCGCCCGCCCCCCCGCAGGAGGACUCGCAGCACCAGCUCUCGGAGCGGAGGUUCUCGGUGGUGCCGGAGGACGACCAGGUGGAGGAGGGGCUCCCCAGGGGCAACAUGUACCACAGCGGCCUGGAGCACCUGCACGGCCAGCGGCGCCAGUCGGUGCUCGCCUUCAUCACCAACGGGGGCGGGGGCAGCGGGAGCAGCGGGGGCAGCGGGGGCGGGGGACAGAACCAGCACCAGCGGCGCCACGCGCAGAUGCAGUCCUCCUUCCGGCAGAAGCUGUCCCUCACGCCGGCGUGCCAGCUGGCGUCGGAGCUGGACAUCUACGCCCGCCGCCUGUCCCUGGACAGCGUGUUCGACAUCAGCGAGGACGUGGACGAAGAGGACAUGGAGCAAUGUUUUGCGGAUGAGCACGAAAACAUUUUUGAAACGACCUCAUGGAACACCUAUCUGCGCUACAUCACCACCAACAGGAACCUGGUCUAUGUCUUAAUAUUCAUAGCUGUUGUCUUCAUUAUUGAGGUUGCAGGAUCAGUCAUAGGCAUAUUUCUCAUCACUAAAGAGAUCUGGAGGAGCGAGGCCAACCCCAACUCCCCCAGCUACAUCGCGGAGCACGCCAACAUGACCGUCUCCAAGCCCACCCACCUGGCGGUCAUCGUCACGCCCACCAGCGCCUACUACAUCAUCUACAUCUACGUGGCCACGUCGGAGAGCGUGCUGGCCCUGGGCUUCUUCAGGGGCCUCCCCCUGGUGCACACGCUGCUCACCGUCUCCAAGAGGCUCCACGAGAAGAUGCUCAGCGCUGUGCUGCGAGCCAACAUCGCCACGCUCAACACCAUGAAGACCGGUCGGAUCAUGAACAGAUUCACCAAGGACAUGGCCACUAUAGACGACAUGCUGCCUCUGGUUCUCUUUGACCUCAUACAGUUGAGCAUAAUCGUGUUGGGAGCUAUAUUCACCGUGUCCAUCAUAAGGCCCUACAUCUUCAUCGCAGUCAUCCCUUUGGGCGCCAUCUUCGUCUUCCUCCGGAAGUACUUCUUACGAACUGGACAGCAACUCAAACUGCUUGAGGCCGAAGCACGGAGCCCCAUCUUCUCCCACCUCAUCAUCUCUCUGAAGGGCCUGUGGACCAUCCGUGCGUUCGGGCGGCAGGCGUACUUCGAGACCCUGUUCCACAAGGCCCUGAACACGCACACCGCCGCCUGGUUCCACUACCUGGCCACGCUGCGCUGGUUCCUCUUCCGCUGCGACGCCAUCUUUGUCUUCUUCUUCACUGCCGCCGCCUUCAUCGCCGUGGGAACCAACCAGGAUAAGCCAGGGGACAUUGGCAUCAUCGUGGCUCUGGCCAUGCUCAUCCUGGGGACCUUCCAGUGGGCGGUCAUCACCAGCAUCACCGUGGACGGUCUGAUGCGGUCCGUGGACCGGGUGUUCAAGUUCAUCGACCUGCCGUCGGAGGACAGCCACCAGGACCUGGUCAUCGACAACCCCCACGCGGACGGCCUCUGGCCCAGCCGCGGGCACAUGGAGGUGCAGGGGCUGACGGCCAAGUACACGGAGACCGGGCGCGCCGUGCUCAGCAACGUGUCCUUCAGCGUGGACGGGGGGCAGAGCGUGGGUCUCCUGGGUAGGACCGGCUCUGGGAAGAGCACGCUGCUGUCCGCUCUGCUGCGGCUGGCGUCCACCGACGGGGAGAUCUCUGUGGACGGGGUCUCCUGGAGCUCCGUGUCCCUGCACACCUGGAGGAAGGCCUUCGGGGUGGUGCCGCAGAAAGUCUUCAUCCUGACCGGAACGUUCCGAAUGAACCUCGACCCGCACGGGCGCUACAGCGAUGAGGAACUGUGGAAGGUGGCAGAGGAGGUGGGUCUAAAGUCUGUGAUCGAGCAGUUCCCAGACCGGCUGGACUUCCAGCUGGCGGACGGGGGCAGUGUUCUGAGCAACGGCCACAAGCAGCUCAUGUGUCUGGCCCGCUCCGUCCUGAGCCGCGCCCGCAUCCUGCUGCUGGACGAGCCCUCCGCCUACCUGGACCCCAUAACCCUGCAGGUCCUGAGGAAGACCCUGAAGCAGUCCUUCUCCAGCUGUACCGUCAUCAUGUCAGAACACCGAGUGGAGCCCCUGUUGGAGUGCCAGUCCUUCCUGAUGAUGGAGGGCACCUCUCUGAAGCGCUACGAGUCCAUCCAGAAGCUGCUGAACGAGACCAGCCACCUGAAGCAGGCCAUGAGCCCUGCCGACCGCCUGCGCCUCUUCCCCGCCCUGCAGCGGCUCAACUCCAAGCGCGUGGCUCCCCAGGGGGCCAAGAUCAGCGCCCUGCAGGAGGAGGCCGAGGACGACGUCCAGGACACCCGGCUCUGAGACACCGCGCACGCUCACGCACGCACACACACGCACGCACACACACACACAGAGGCGUUGGCGCAAAUAGCGUGUUUCACAUUUUCAUGUACAAUUUGUGGAUCAACAGUUUGGAAUGACAGAGCUACAAAAAGACGGUAACGCCGUGCACGGGCCUGUGAGUCUUAGACGCGUCUCUGAAGUGUAAUUCCGACGAGAAUUGAACCCAGGGUUUUUUCGGCAUGACCCAUUAAAUAAGCCCUCCAGGCACUUUUUUUUGUUGAUAAUCGAUUAUAGAGCUUGCCCAAAGUUGCCCGGAGCAAUUUAACAGCCCAAAUGGCUUCCAUGUUAUUGGCUUGGGGCACCGCGAACGCUUCCAUGUUAUUGGCUGGGGGCACCGCGAACGCUUCCAAAUCGGCAUUUUUUUAACCAAUAAUAUUUCUCUAAAUUGCGCUUAGCAUGACUAGGGUCCCUACACAUAAAACGAAGCAUCCACAAGCUCGUUAGCGUACCGGGAGUUUAUUAAAAAAGACUAGUUUUCCAAGUAUGUGCCUUACCGGUCGGUCCAUGUUUCCAGGAAGUCCACACAGAUCGAUUACCAGCUACCGUAGAUAACAUAAUAGAGGCGCCAACAAAUUUUACUUAAAAAAUCUCCCCUCUUGGUACUUGGCUGUUUAGAAUUGUUUCAAAUGGUACAUCUAGCCAAUAACAUGGAAGCCAUUUGGGAUGUUAUAUUGCUCCGGGCAACUUUGGGCAAGCUCUGACCUUGAUUAUCAACGAGUGUGUGUGGAGGGCUUAUGUUAUUGGUCUUCAUGCCGAAAAAGACCCUGGGUGAAAUUUUUCAAGUACAGGGGCUUUGUGAAAACUUUAGGAAAUAGCUUUGCAGCUUAAUGCAAUGCCAUUGCACACUGUGUGUUUGUGUGGGUCUCAGUGUUUGUAUCUAUCGAAGCCUUCCAUCCCAUAAUGCACUCUGCAGAAAAUAUCUGGUUGUGCACCUCUCCCCUACUCAGUGUGAUGUGAACUUUAGACAUUUUGAAGGGUUUCUACGUAAAUGAAUGGGGUUUAAUCUAUUUUUAUAUUAGAUCAUAAGCUGGUGUUUAUACUGUUAUUUCUGAAAAACCCGAAUCGUGUGUGAACCAGAGCUGCCUUACCAUAUCAGAUUGGACAAUAGUGGGACAGAUUCUGAUCAAUAUAUCGUUUUACUGCAGCAUUACCUUUCCCUUCAUGAGGUUACAUCGUCUUCCAGCCGAUAGGGGGAAUAAUACAUAUUGUGGUACACUCUUAAAGGGGACAUUUACCACCAGGUGUGAGUGGAAUUAGCCUUUACAAGCCGUUUUGAAAAUGUGCAGCUUCUGACAUCACAGGUGGGUGUGUCCACCUAGAUGUAUGAAGGAUAGAUGAGCAACGGUUGCUAAGGUCCAUUGGGUAGGCUGGUAGACUGAUCUGUCCAGCACACACAUUUUCAAAACGGCUUGUAAUGGCUAAUCACACUCACACCUGGUGGUAUAAUAUGUCCCCUUUAAAAAGGGCAGUUUCUCCAUCCAAAACCCCUAAACACAACAAGGGCGUUCACUUACCCCAACCAUCGCCCAGAGCUAUUCUGCAGUGCUACACCAGAAGUACUGUGGAAUCAACAUGGACCAAAAGAAAACACAAACUAAGAGUGGUAGGACAAGUAGAAUUGUCUAACGAGGGACUGGUGAACAGGGCAAGUGUGCAGCAAUCAGUGAUGACCUCAUUCAUUAUAUCGCCUUUUCUAAGCACUUUAAACAGACACCUUAAGGUACUCCAAGUCUAUCCACAUCUGGGCCCUCAGUGACGCAAAUAACCCUGAAAAUACAAGCAGCUUCCAUGAACCCUAAACCCUUCCCUUACUGCGGCCCAGUAUUCACAAGAAUACUCAAUCUCCUGGAGAACAAAGGCAUUGAUCUUGUAUAUUAUUAGAACAAACUUUUAAAUAAGUUAAUUAACAUGGAAUGUGUUCUCUAUUCAUGCUGAUUUAUACGUUUCAAAUAUCCUUUACCACGCAUCAAAAUGUGUUCCUUUAAUUUAAAUUAAUUUUUGUUCCUGAUUUCCUUCAAGGUUAUUUCGGAAACUGGAAGACAUUUUAGCUCUUUAUUCUUAUUUUUUUGCUUAUUUUAUUGUUUUUUUUAGACCUUGGACUGUUUCGUAAAAGCCUUGAUUCUGAAUCUUAAGGUACCUUGAAAGUGUAACCAGGUCUAAGGACUUGGUUUGUAGUGUUUUUCAUUCAUAGGAAAAUGACUUGUCUAUGUAUAAAUGCUUUUGAUCAACCGAUAUAUGCAGUCUAAGAUAAACUAUUUUGAGAUUUUAAGAAA